Messenger RNA from Leptopilina boulardi, 849 nucleotides. RefSeq names its product sporozoite surface protein 2-like. The coding region runs from base 32 to 637 and encodes 201 amino acids. The record is from RefSeq and is a predicted model, not a curated record. Lineage: Eukaryota; Metazoa; Arthropoda; Insecta; Hymenoptera; Figitidae. The transcript has 4 exons.
AAGUGUGAAGAGCAAAUUGCGAAAAUUCAUCAUGAAAGGUAUUUGGAAUUAUUUUUGUUUAAUUUUUUUAAUAUGGAUUGUUGAAAUAAAAAUGGAUACAUUUGAAGUAUUAACUGUUCCCUAUGAGCAAUUAUUCCCCAAGGGUUAUCAAGGAGGUGGAAAUAGGCAUAAUCAUAAUAAUAUGCCAAGAUAUCCAAAUUAUCCAAAUUAUCCGAACUAUCCAAAUUAUCCAAAAUAUCCUCAACGACGUCCAAAUACAAAUACAGAUUGGGUGUGUCGUAAUCCAUCAAGUGGCGAUAUGCUAAUUAUUAGUAGUGAAAAUUUUAAUUUUGGAAAUAAUAAUCAACUACCAAAUGUGAAUCCACAACAACCAACAACACCGCAUGUAAAAAAUCCUACUAAUCCAUUUCUUCCUGAUUCGCCAACAACUCAAUCGCCACCAUUGCCGGUAAAUUGUAAUAAUUAUCCAAAACAUCCAAUGUGUGGGGAGGUUAUUGUCUUGCCUGAGACAACAACUGCUCAAACACCAGAAACAACACCAAAUUACAAUGGUGAGGGAAAAAUCGAUAUAAGAAUAAGACAAGGAGAUGGAAUUAAUAAACCUACAGAGGAUGAUCGACUAAUAUUUUCCGAUUAAUGUUAAAAAAAAAAAAAUUUUUUUUUAAACAAAUUAAUUUUUAUAGUUGUCGAUUAUUUUUUUUGUUAGUUGUGAUCUUUGUAAAAUAUGUAAAAAUAGUUUUAAUUUUUUCUUGUCAAUUUAAUCCUUUUUUUUGGCAAAAAAAGACUUUUAGAGAGAAAUUGCAUGUGUAUGUAGUUUAACAAUUAGUUAAUAAAAAAUUACUAAUUUAA